GAACCAAUGUUGUGUGUCCUGCUUUCCAGUGAUGAACUCUUCAGAACUUCCCCUGGAUCCUAACCUUCAGACCAGUAACCUGCUCAUCACCUUCCUCAAGUACUCCUCCAUCGUCAUGCAGGACACCAAAGAUGAACACAGACUCAACAGUGCCAGACUCUGUCUCAUCAUCCUCACCUGUAUAACGGAGGACCAGUAUGCUGAUGCCUUUCUCCAUGACGACAACAUGAACUUCAGAGUCAAUCUACAUAGAAUGCCCAUGAGACACAGGAAGAAGGCAGCAGAGAAGAACGUCCCGUCCAGACCACUGGUGUGUGCUGUUCUAGAUCUGAUGGUUGAGUUCAUCGUAACUCAUAUGAUGAAGGACUUUCCUAUGGAUCUCUACAUGCGUUGUGUACAGAGUGAUCCACAAGCUGAUCUGCUACCAGAAGGAAAUGCAGAAUCCUUGGGUUCUCACUGUAUACCUGGAGAGAACUGCAGCUGGUCCAG
Molecule: messenger RNA, 489 nt
Organism: Oncorhynchus gorbuscha (pink salmon)
Lineage: Eukaryota; Metazoa; Chordata; Actinopteri; Salmoniformes; Salmonidae
Product: armadillo-like helical domain-containing protein 3
Exons: 6
Biological process (GO): regulation of Golgi organization
Cellular component (GO): cytosol
Source: RefSeq, a predicted model, not a curated record